Molecule: messenger RNA, 1589 nt
Organism: Platichthys flesus (European flounder)
Lineage: Eukaryota; Metazoa; Chordata; Actinopteri; Pleuronectiformes; Pleuronectidae
Exons: 5
Coding region: 210-1202 (330 amino acids)
Source: RefSeq, a predicted model, not a curated record
AACUUCUCCAUAAAAGUUUAAUUAAUCAUUAUUUAAUACUUGGUCCAGCUUCCUAUACAUCGUAAAACAUGACUUUUAAACUGAGCUCUAUAUUGUAUAUAAUUCCUAAAACAUACAUGCAAUAAUAAAGACUGUAAAUAAUAAAGAAAUCGGGCUAUAAAUAUAUUUUAUUUUGAAAAAGCAAACACCGGACGUUUUAUUUUGCUAAGAUGUCUGAACAAGUGUUUUCCAGCUCGUGCUCCCACCUGUGGAAACACAUGGUCUCACAUCAGGCAACCUGCAGGAGAAGAAGAAGACUAUCACUCCCAGAGCCCGCUGAGAGACACACACCAAGCAACAUGGAGCAACUUGCUUUCAAAUACAUGGACUUGUGCAAAGUGGAGUCCAGCACGGACACCGACUCAGAAAUAAGUCCCAGAUGGUCGGACACCAGCACAAUGGGAUGUGUGAGCAGCGCCCCGGAGAGUGAGACACUGCGUCGGACACCGAAGCCCCUGAAACCAAGACAUGGCUGCUCUUCUCUGUUUUUGGACCCGUACGACGGCAGCUCUGAGGAUUCUGAUGAGUCACACCUCGAUGUCAGUGUCUCCAGGCGAACACGGCAGCAGGGAGGAGGAGGAGGAGGAGGAGGAGGAGGAGGAGGAGGAGGAGCAGGAGGAGGGCGUCGGUUCUUGGGUCGCAGCAGGAGAUUUAUCCUCCACCACCCUCCUUCUGUUGCCCUCAGAGACGUGAUGAAGGAUGGGACGAGAGAUCCUGCGACAGCACAGCAGCUGCAGCAUCCUGUGGACGUCCAGAUGAAAUGUGGGAGUGACUCCGAGCUGUGGGUCUAUGAGCUCGACACUCUGCCCUCCCACAGCGACAGGGAAGUCUGUGGAGAUCUUGCAGCAAAAAUGACAAACGAUUCCCCAGCAUGCGCCCAAACCAUGGAUAUUGAGUUGCAACUUCAUGAUUCAGGCCUGGUCGCUUCGAGAUCCUCAACGCCCAACACGCCAGGACCCCCCACCCUGGUGGGAAGGGGAUCCUCCUGGAUGCUGGACAGCUCCUCGGAGAGAUCUCCCAGCCCAUGUGACCUCAGAUCCCUUUACAAGAGAAAGCUCAGCCUCCCUGGAGCUGAGGUGGUGGAAUUGGGGCAGAGGAAGAGGCAGUGUGUCGUCCACAUGGGGGAGGAAGAGGCGGGGGACUCUGCAUCCGAACCAUGUUAGACCCAUCUGAUGAUGGACUGACAGAAUGAAGUUCUUCUGUGAUAUUAAAAGCUUUAAAAUGAGGUUUAAUGCCACACUGUACAUAGUUAAUCUAAAAUGCAUUUGGAUUUAUUUUUCUAUCUUGAGUAAUUUUGCAAACUUGCAGGUGACAAGUCUGUUUGACCACGUUUUUCUUUUGUUUGGAGCAAUUUCGAUGGUAACCUGAAUCUAAUGACAGACCCAACAUCCAAGACACACUCUGUCUAUGAAGAAACAUUCAGUAUGAACCCCUCUUGAUUAAAACAAAAUCUACAACUCCCCUGAAUUGUCAGAGAUGCUCCUUAAAAUCCAAUGUUCUCAAAAUAAUACACUUUACUUUCUACAAUUUGACCUAAAUAUAGAAAUAAA